AUGGCCCACGACACAGCGUACUACGGUCAGCCGGACAUGCCCCGGGUCGGUCAGCACGAUGUUCUCUGGAAGGCGCUGAAGGCGGUCCACUUUGCCUCGUCUCUCCGAGAACUGUGCGUAAAUUCCCUCGUGUUUGCUCUCAGCACGCUCAACCCCUCGGAAGCCUUUGAUUUCACGACCAUCGCUCCUUCCAAGUCAUUCAAGUGCGCUCUCGGCCGGUAUCCCCAGUACGAGUACCACACAGCUCCCCUCGAAGUCGAGACUCUAUCCGUCCUCCGAGAGGCCGUGUGCGAGGCCCUCAAAACGCUCGAACUCACCAUCAUGUCUACUCCCUUGGAUGUCUUGAAGCGCCUGCGGUGGCCGAAGUUGCGCUCCUUGAAGCUGUACAUCCGAUCGCCCACGGACCGAAUCGUACGCAUCGCAAUUCGCCACCAUGUCCAGGCUCCGCACGCUCAAUCUUCGGUUUCAUGUCAAAUGCGACACAUCGGCGAAGAUUGGACGAGUGCCUCGAUGUUCUUCACCGACGCCGAGCCCCCAGCUGUAUCCAGUAACCUGACGGCGGGCACGGUCGGGGGCGGAUAG
Messenger RNA from Epithele typhae, 582 nucleotides. RefSeq lists its product as uncharacterized. NCBI's taxonomy places the organism in Eukaryota, Fungi, Basidiomycota, Agaricomycetes, Polyporales, Epitheliaceae. The record is from RefSeq and is a predicted model, not a curated record. Bases 1 to 582 code for a protein of 193 amino acids. The transcript has 2 exons.